UAGUUCUCUAUUUGUAAAAAGAAACUAGUUAUUAGGCUCGGGCUACACUUCGGGUAAGAAAAAUAUUCGUUUAUUAAUAUAAUACUUUAUGAUAAUAACAGUAAAUACAACUUAGUCUAGUGGUUAAAACUUUAGUAUAUGUACUUGAGGUCUCAAAAUCAAACCCUAUACUCUGCAAUUUUUAAAUUUUUUUGACACGCCUUUUAAUAUAUUUGUAUAGAUUAGGCUAUGAAUUUACAUAUUAAAAAAAAGUAAUCGUACUGCACAAAUAAUAGUCAUAACUCUUGGUAUGAAAAUUCUAAAUUAGUGCAUUCAACUUCAAACAAACAUUGCGGCUAAGCAUGGAAUGGAACCAUUAUAAACAUGACCAAAUUUCUCCCGUGUUGACAUUUUCAUACUGGGACGAAAAUCGCAAAUUGAAUAUUAUUGAAGUUGAAACUUGGAACAGAGCAGAUCAUAAUUAUUAGUUGCACUUUCAGCUAUCUUAUCUCUCACUUGAAUGGUUUGAUCUGUCUUUCUAACUUGUCCCGCAAAAAAAAAAAAAAAAAAAAAAAAAGAAAAAAGCUUGGUGCUCUAUAUGCUGCUUAACAUAUCUAAGCUUAUGUGAUCACGAAACCAGAAAAAGAAUAACCAUGGAUAGAAAAAAGAACUGGUAUCUAGCAUUCUUCUCAAUUUAUAUGCCAAUUAUCUUACUGAUAAUUUCCAAAACAGCAUUCGCACAAACUCCCAUACAUCAUGACUGCUCAAAUACCACUAUGUUCGCUAACAAUACCCAAUAUGAAGCCAAUCUCAACACCCUCUUCCGUUAUCUAUCCUCCAAUGCCACCAACCCCAGUGGCUACCAUCAAGCGACUUCUGGCAACGACAACACCGAAAGCGAGGAAGUAUUUGGCCAUUUCCUCUGCCGUGGGGAUCAGAACACUAGCUCGUGCCAAGAUUGCGUUAACACUGCCACCACUACCGACCUUCCAAACAUAUGCCCAAACCGAAAAGUUGCUAUUAUAUGGUACGACAAUUGUAUGGUAAGGUAUUCCAACCUAUCAUUUUUUGGUAGAAUGGAUGGGUCGUCGAGUACGAUCUUGUCCAAUCGGAAUAAUGUGACUGGGAACUCGACCAGGUUUGAGGAACUUGUAGGGAAUAUGUUUAGAAAUGUCAUUGUCGUUCGAGCUGCAAAUGGUGGAUCGCAGAGGAAGUUUGCGACAGAUACGGCAAGUUAUACGAGUUUGCAAACAUUAUACGGGUUGGGGCAGUGUACGCCGGAUUUGAGCGUCAGUGAUUGUAAUAGAUGCUUGGAGAUUGGUAUUGGAAAUUGGGCUUCGCGACUUACUUCGGGUGGACAAGUUUUGCAGCCAAGCUGUGUUGUCCGUUAUGAGAUGAAUCCUUUCUUUGAAUUGUCGUCACUAGCGCCACCACCCCAGCCGUUGCCACUACCUCCAGGGCAGUCACCCACUAGCGAUUCCGCCCACUCUGAAAGCAGAAUCUCAACAACGGUGAUUAUUGCCAUUGUUGUUCCUGUGGUGGUUAUCUUAGUGGCGUUGAUUGUUAUAUGCGUUUGUUGCGCCAAAUACAAGAAAACCAAGACGUAUGAUCCUGUUGCGAAAAGUGGUGAGGAUUUUACAACCAUUGAAUCUUUGCAAUAUGACCUAGCAACGCUUAAAUCUGCAACAAGUAAUUUUUCCGAUGAGAACAAAUUGGGUGAAGGUGGAUUUGGUAGCGUGUAUAAGGGCACACUAUCAAAUGGGCGUGAGAUAGCGGUAAAGAGGUUGUCUAUGAACUCAUCUCAAGGAAUACAAGAAUUCAAAAAUGAGGUCUUAUUAGUAGCAAAACUUCAACACAGGAAUUUGGUGAGGCUUUUCGGAUUUUGUUUGGAAGGAGAAGAAAAGUUACUUGUAUAUGAAUAUGUGCCCAACAAGAGCCUUGACAAAAUUCUUUUUGAUCCUGUAAAUCAAAGUCUUCUUGACUGGGGUACACGUUACCAAAUUAUAGAAGGCAUAGCUCGAGGAAUGCUUUAUCUCCAUCAUGAUUCUCAACUCCGAAUUAUACACCGAGAUCUGAAGGCAAGUAAUGUCUUGUUGGAUGCCGAUAUGAAAGCUAAAAUAGCAGAUUUUGGAUUAGCAAGAAUUUUUGGAGUGGAUCAAACCCAAGGCAAUACAAGCAGGGUUGUCGGAACAUAUGGCUACAUGGCACCUGAGUAUGCAAUGAACGGGCAGUUCUCUAACAAAUCAGAUGUAUACAGUUUUGGUGUCUUAGUGUUGGAAAUUAUUAGUGGUAAGAGAAAUAACACAUGUUAUGAAUCAGGGCAUAUAGAGGACCUUCUUUGUCAUGCAUGGAAACAAUGGAGAGAUAACAUGAUUCUGGAAUUUGUUGAUCCAACAAUAAGGGAAUCGUGCUCAAUGGACGAAAUUAUGCGAUGCGUACACCUUGGCUUGAUAUGUGUUCAGGAAUCCGCAGAUGAUAGACCUACUAUGGCAACAAUAGUUCUCACCUUAGACAGCAACUCAGUCACUCUUCCCGUACCAGAAGCACCAGGUUUCUUAUUAAAAACACUAGAGAAGUCCAAGACUUCCAAGGAGAUUGGUUCAAACCGAUCAUCUAGCAAGUCAACACCUUGGUCUAUAAAUGAUGUCUCAAUUACUGAACCUGAACCUAGGUAGGGAUAAUAUCAAAGUAGAAAACAUGGCCGUAUAUAUAUAGUCAUCGGAAUUGUAAGUUAAAAUUUGUAUAUGUUGUAUACUAAAACUAGUCAUUAUGAAGGCGACAGUUUGGCAUGUGUUCUAUGCCAUUUAUCAUGUCCUAGUUACGAUUGUUUUAAAUAUAUCUUGUGCAACGGUUCAACAUAAAUCAUGAGUAGUUCCAUUAGCCUAAGAAACCCUUGUUUUUGUUAGAAAUAUCCUUCAAAAUAGUAGUGGGUUAGUGGGCUAGUGGGCUAGUGGGCUAGUUUAAGUUAGUUUCAUGUAUUUUGAUUUUUUUUUCCUAUUUAGUAGGAUUACUAGAUUUUGAAGCUCGUGCGA
Beta vulgaris subsp. vulgaris (sugar beet) is the source of this 3011-nucleotide messenger RNA. RefSeq names its product cysteine-rich receptor-like protein kinase 10. The coding region runs from base 633 to 2654 and encodes 673 amino acids. Gene Ontology annotation, molecular function: ATP binding; protein kinase activity. Lineage: Eukaryota; Viridiplantae; Streptophyta; Magnoliopsida; Caryophyllales; Amaranthaceae. The record is from RefSeq and is a predicted model, not a curated record. The transcript has 7 exons. Gene Ontology annotation, biological process: protein phosphorylation.